UCCAACUUCCAUUCCCAACUGCCACCAAUUCCAGCCAUUCGUACAUUCUUUCCAAACUCCAACUCCAGAAAAUUAAAAUUCUUUUUCAAUCAGAUCAACAUUAUCCAAUCAUAUAUAUCCAAUCAUAUAUAUAUAUAUAUAUAUACAUAUAUAAUGUAAAAAUUAGAAUCUUAUUGUAGUGACGUAUCACAUAGAUUCUAGUUUCUUGCAGAAAUGACUUCCACUGCUACGGCAACCACCAUUAACGGCAGCAGCAGCAGCUGCAGCAACAUAAUCAGCAGUAGCCCCCAUCAUCAUAGAUAUUCAUCGAUGGGAUUGAGGCCAACAACGUUGUCACUACCCAAUACUCCCAACUGGGCACCUUCCUUUAUCUCCCAUAGCCAUAGAUCCCAUGCUAUCAUAGUUCCCAGAGCUACCACUUCUUCUCCGGAAAGUUCUGGUAAUAAACCACCCAACAAGAGGAGAAACAAGAACAAAAACGACAAGAAGAAACCUCAAACUCCAGACCAAACCCAACAGAACGUUCCUUCUAGAACUACCACUAGUGUUGUUGCACAAGAAGAGCAGCAAAAGCAGCAGCUGCGUCUGGAUCUUGAGGACGUGAAUCCGGUUGGACUCGGCCGCCGGUCACGUCAGCUGUUCGAUGAGGUUUGGCGUAAGUUCUCUGGACUCGGCCAGAUUUCCAGCACCAGCAGAGCCGACCAGAGGGAUGCACUCGACGCCCUUCUCAUUAGGGAAGGACCCAUGUGUGAGUUUGCCAUCCCUGGUGCCCAGAACACCACAGUUCUCGUCGUUGGACCCACUUCUCGCAUUGGACGCCUUGUCGUUCGCAAGCUCAUGCUCAGAGGCUACUCCGUCAAGGCCCUGGUGAGAAAGGCAGAUGAACAAGUGGUGGACAUGCUUCCGAGGUCGGUUGAGAUUGUAGUUGGGGACGUAGGAGAUCCCGCCACACUCAUGGUUGCUGUCGAAGGUUGCAACAAGGUCAUCUACUGUGCUACUGCUCGCUCUGCCAUCACUGGAGACCUCUUUAGGGUCGAUCAACGUGGAGUUUACAACCUUAGUAAAGCGUUUCAGGACUAUAACAAUAAGCUUGCUCAGCUAAGAGCUGGCAAAAGCAGCAAAAGCAAGCUCUGCCUUGCCAAGUUUAAGACCGAAGAUUCAUUGGUUGGGUGGGAAGCUCGUCAGGGGACCUAUUUCCAGGAUGUUGUUGCUUCUAAGUACGAUGGGGGAAUGGAUGCUAAAUUUGAGUUUACGGAGACUGGAGAGGCUGUCUUUUCAGGUUAUGUUUUCUCUCGAGGAGGCUAUGUCGAGCUGACGAAAAGGCUUUCACUUCCUCUGGGUCGGACUCUUGACAGGUAUGAAGGUCUGGUUCUCUCUGUUGGUGGAAAUGGAAAAUCUUAUGUUUUAAUUCUUGAGGCUGGUCCCUUAGCAGAUACAUCUCAAAGUAAAUUGUAUUUUGCACGAUUUAGCACAAAAGUAGGAUUCUGUAGGGUGAGAGUACCCUUUUCGUCCUUUCGCCCUGUGAAACCGGAUGAUCCACCACUAGAUCCAUUUCUUAUACAUACAUUAACCAUACGUUUUGAACCCAGAAAACAGAAACCUGCUGAAGGGCCUGCUGCAGGAGUGAAGCAAGAUCCAAGAAGCUUUAAGCUUAUAUUGGAAUACAUAAAAGCUUUGCCUACUGGGCAAGAAACGGACUUUAUCCUAGUUUCAUGUACUGGAUCAGGAUUGGACCCUACCAGAAGGGAGCAGGUUCUUAAAGCCAAGAGGGCUGGAGAAGAUUCAUUGAGAAAAUCAGGACUUGGAUAUACAAUCAUUCGUCCUGGACCCCUUAAGUCGCAAACCAGUCCGGCGACACUCCAGGCACUCCGGCGAAGUCGUUUGGCACCUGCUCCAGACCGGAAAUCCCUUCAGUCGCUCCACUCCGGCGCUCAACCUCCAGUCGCUCCACUCCGGCGUCAUCUCCAGCGUCUCAGCCAGUCCAGUCCGGCGGCGCUACACUUGGUCCCCGUAGCCCUCAGAAGCUCUCCUCAGCUCUCGGCUCUCUCCCUCACAGCCACCAAUCUCACUGAGAUGUCGAACAGUGAUGAAGUUACCUCUCAGACUAUUGGGCCAAACUCAACCCGGCCCAAUGAAGCCCAUAAACUUGAUGGCAAAAAUUAUUUACGAUGAGCCCAAUCUGUCAAACUUGUCAUUUGUGGUCGUGGUAAACUAGGAUACAUUACUGGUGAUCUCCCUACACCUCUUUCCAAUGAUCCUACAUACAAGGUAUGGCAAGCUGAAAAAUUCUAUUGUACUUGCAUGGUUAAUUAAUUCAAUGGACUCAAAAAUCAGCUGCAUAUAUCUAUUCUUUAAGACUGCCAAGGAGGUGUGGGACGCUGCCCGAAAAAUGUAUUCUGACCUUGGUAACGCCUCUCAGAUUUUCAAAAUCCGUACCAAGCUUAAAGAAAUCAAGCAAGGUAAUCAAACUGUUACCCAAUAUUUUUCCGACUUACAAGACUUGUGGCAGGAGCUCGAUUUGUAUCUGGCUACCACACCACUAUGUGCUAAUUGUACUACAAUCCAGCGGUAGCAGUUACAGAAAGAGCAAGUUUUUGAAUUUCUUACGGGGUUAAACAGUAAUCUUGAUGAAGUUAGAGGUUGUCUGGUGGGCCGUGCCCCAUUUCCUGACACCAAAGAAGCCUUCUCUGAGGUUAGACGUAAAGAAGCACGUCGUCGUGUCAUGCUCACUACUCCUGACCUGCAGCCCAUUGAAAGCUCAGCUCUCGUAUCAAAAUCUAGCCCCCCACCACAUGGCAGAUCCACUCCUGACCCUCGACCUAAUUGUAAGGGUGAUCGGCCUUGGUGUGAUCACUCCCAACGUCACGGUCAUACUCGAUCUACUUGUUGGGUAAUCCAUGGUAAACCACUCAAUUGGACCCCUCACCGCCAAAAUGAAAGAAAGGCCUAUCAAAAUCAAACUGAGAGUACCAAUGAUCAGAAUAGUGCUGGUACCCUUUCAUUCAAUAAGGAACAACUUGCCCACCUAUACACUCUUUUGAGUCAAUCAUCCAUGAACCCCAGUUCCAGUCCUGAGACUUAUAGUUCCUCUGUUGCACAUUCUAGUAAUUUUUCUUCCACCUCCAACACACCAUGGAUCAUCGAUUCAGGCGCCACUGAUCACAUGACAGGUUUACCACAUUUGUUUGAUACUUAUUCUCCAUGUUCCACUAAAUCUAGUGUGACAAUUGCAAACGACAUCCAUUCUCCUAUUGUUGGAAUAGACACCAUUAAAUUAUCUGCUGACCUCAUUUUUAAAUCAGUACUUUAUGUUCCUUCUUUGCAAUGCAAUUUAA
Humulus lupulus (European hop) is the source of this 3335-nucleotide messenger RNA. RefSeq names its product protein HIGH CHLOROPHYLL FLUORESCENCE PHENOTYPE 173, chloroplastic. Lineage: Eukaryota; Viridiplantae; Streptophyta; Magnoliopsida; Rosales; Cannabaceae. The transcript has 11 exons. Bases 214 to 2172 code for a protein of 652 amino acids. The record is from RefSeq and is a predicted model, not a curated record.